AUGCUGGCGGUGUGGUGCUUCAUGGUGUGCGCUGCAGUGGGUGAGCGGCUCGCUGUGUCAGGUGAGGAGCCCAGCCCGGAGGAGGACAGAGAUGUGGGGGACUGGUUCUCUCUGGGCAGACGGCGGGACCACGGCGACAGCGGCUCUGAAGUCACCUACCCCAAAAGACUGGUCCAGCACGCAGAGACAGAGGAAGAGAUGGAGCACAGGAGACUGGACACGAGGAUCAACAACAGCUCCUUAGACACAUCACCGGUGCAUUUGGCUCAGAGCAGUUUUCAACUCACAGCGUUUGGACAAACCUUCACUUUGGACCUGGAGUUAAACCACCACCUCCUGUCUUCUGAAUAUGUGGAGCGGGACUUUAAGCAGGAUGGCAGACCUUCUCAAUUGGCGGGAGGGGAGCACUGUUAUUACCAGGGCAGGAUACGAGACUUACCGGGGUCCUGGGCAGCGCUCUCCACCUGUCAUGGCCUUUGUGGCAUGUUUUCCGAUGGCUUCUUUUCUUAUGGGAUCGAACCUGUGCAGAAUGGAAGUGUCAAGGAAGAUGGUGCUCACUUAAUUCGCCGAAUGCCUGAUAUCAGACUUACUCCACAUUGUACAGACUGUGUGAAGGACAGUGGGCGGUGGAGCAGAGGAGGUGAUGGAGCCUGGGAGCAGCCGGAGCCAGAGAAGGCCUCACACGCUCUGAGGAGGACCAAGCGCUACAUCCGAAGACCCUCUGUCCAGACCGAGACCAAAUAUAUCGAGCUCAUGGUGGUCAACGACAAUGAGAUGUUUGUGAAGUUGAAAAACAGCCAAACAAAGAAUUUUGCCAAAGCAGUUGUCAACAUGGCCGAUGCAAUCUUUAAGGAGCAGUUGAACACUCGGAUUGUGCUGGUUGCCAUGGAGACGUGGACCUCUAAAGACCUGGUGCCUGUGAUGGAGGACCCUCUAGUCACUCUACAAAACUUCAUGAAGUACAGAAAAGACAACAUCAGAGAACAGUGCGAUGCUGUACACCUUUUAUCAGGUCGGACCUUUCACAGUAGUAGAAGUGGGACGGCCUACACAGGAGGGGUGUGUUCUUUGACGAAAGGUGGAGGCGUUAAUGAGUUUGGGAGUGUAGGAGCCAUGGCCAUCACACUGUGCCAAAGUCUGGGGCAGAACAUCGGGAUGAGGUGGAACAAUUUGCGCAACUCUGCAGGUGACUGCAGAUGCCCUGAUGCUUGGUUGGGCUGCAUCAUGGAGGACACAGGCUACAAUCUGCCCAGAAAGUUCUCUCGCUGCAGUGUUGAUGAGUACAUCCAGUUCUUGCUUCAGGGAGGUGGGAGCUGCCUCUUCAACAAGCCCAACAAGCUCUUGGACCCCCCGGAGUGUGGGAACGGCUUUGUGGAGCCUGGAGAAGAGUGUGAUUGUGGAUCUCAAGUGGAGUGUGCGCGUAAUGGAGGAUCAUGCUGUAAAAAAUGUACACUUACCCACGAUGCCAUGUGCAGCAAUGGACUCUGUUGCAGCAGCUGUAAGUAUGAGCAGAGAGGAGUUGUGUGUCGAGACGCUGUGAAUGACUGUGACAUCCCCGAAACCUGCACCGGAGACUCGAGCCAGUGUCCCCAUAAUGUGCAUAAACUUGAUGGCUACACAUGUGAUAGCAGUCAGGGGCGAUGUUAUAGUGGACGGUGUAGAACUCGAGACGGCCAAUGCAAAGGACUAUGGGGUUAUAAUUCUGCAGACAGGUUUUGUUAUGAGAAGCUGAACGCAGAGGGGACAGAGAAAGGGAACUGUGGGACCAACCCCGAUGGGCAGGGCUGGCUCCAGUGCAACAAACCAGAUGUAUUAUGUGGGUUUUUAUUCUGUGCCAAUGUGACCACGAACCCAAAGUUUGGAGACUUGAGUGGAGAGUUGACCAGUUUCACCCUUUACCACCAGAACAAGUACUUGGACUGUCGAGGAGGACACGUUCUGCUGGAGGAUGGCUCAGACCUGGGUUAUGUGGAGGAUGGCACCCCCUGUGGGCCAAACAUGAUGUGUCUGGAGCGUCGCUGCCUCCCGGUGGUCACCUUUAAUCUCAGCACCUGCCCUGGCUCUAACUUUGGACGCAUCUGUUCAGACCAUGGGACCUGCAGCAAUGAGGUGAAGUGCAUCUGUGACAGAGACUACACGGGGAAAGACUGCAGCGUUUUUGACCCCAUCCCAGAGCCCACUGUCCCCACGGGUCCAGAGAAGAAAGGUCCCAGUGGCACCAAUAUCAUAAUAGGGUCCAUCGCAGGUGCAAUUCUCCUGGCAGCUAUAGUCCUAGGGGGGACGGGCUGGGGAUUUAAGAACAUUCGAAGAGGAAGCAAGUAA
Molecule: messenger RNA, 2322 nt
Organism: Boleophthalmus pectinirostris (great blue-spotted mudskipper)
Lineage: Eukaryota; Metazoa; Chordata; Actinopteri; Gobiiformes; Gobiidae
Product: disintegrin and metalloproteinase domain-containing protein 11-like
Exons: 26
Coding region: 1-2322 (773 amino acids)
Biological process (GO): proteolysis
Molecular function (GO): metalloendopeptidase activity
Source: RefSeq, a predicted model, not a curated record